Molecule: messenger RNA, 602 nt
Organism: Parathielavia appendiculata
Lineage: Eukaryota; Fungi; Ascomycota; Sordariomycetes; Sordariales; Chaetomiaceae
Exons: 1
Coding region: 197-553 (118 amino acids)
Source: RefSeq, a predicted model, not a curated record
GCAUCACGUCUGCGACGGACCUUGCCGCCGGCUCAAACAUGUCCUGGUGCAUUUCACGGAUCUGGUAGAGGCAGCGUUCUACCUGGAUCCUAAGGUGAUUAAAGGAGUCAAUCCCCGGAUCGUGCUCCUCGAGGAUCUUGUUCAGCCUGCCCUGCUCGGCAAGGAUAAAUCGCCUCUUCUGCUCGGCCCGCUGGCGAUGGUGAAACUGCGCCUGGUCAAUGAGCUGCUUUCGCUCAGCCUCUUUCUCCUUGACGAGAUUUCGCUAGCACUGUGCCUCCUCCUUCGCAUGGUCGAGUUCAUGGCUGCAACGCUCGAAGUCCUGGUCGACUUCGCUGGCAAUGUCGCGGUUGUAGUCCUCCAGCUCCUCCAUGUACUCUGUGGCGGCCUUAUUCGAGGCGGGCUCGAGUUCUGUGUCCAUCGUCUCCUCCGGUGCUGCUGCAAUCUCUUGUGGUUGCUUUGUGAAGGGAUAGAACUGGUUCGAAGAGCUGGAUCGGUAAAUGGUAGUGUUAGUGGGUGGAUGGUUCUACGCACCGAUAUCAGUUCAGGGUUGUAAAUACAGUGGAGAGCUGCAAUUCUCUUGCCUCCUCGACAGUCGCUUCCAU